GUAGGUCUGCGAUGUGGUUGAACAUCUUUAACAGAGACGAGCUAUGCUGUGACGUCACAACAAAAUGGCGAACAUUCGGUGUGUGAAGGGAAUGGUGGGCCUGGUAACGGGCGGGGCGUCGGGUCUGGGUCGGGCCACGGUGGAGCGUUUGGUCCAGAGUGGAGCGUCUGCUGUGAUCGUGGACCUGCCCUCCUCUGAUGGACGGGCCCUGGCCGACAGUCUGGGGAAAUCCUGUGCCUUCGCUCCUGCAGACGUCACGUCAGAAGCAGAUGUGCAGUCGGCCGUGUCUCUGGCCAAGGAGAAGUUUGGGAAGUUGAACCUGGCGGUUAACUGUGCCGGCAUCGCCGUGGCCGUCAAAACAUACAACUUUAAAAAGGACCUUCCUCACAGUCUGGAGGAUUUCCAACGUGUCAUCAAUGUGAACAUUGCAGGAACGUUUAACGUGAUCCGGCUGGCCGCGGGGGAGAUGGGGAGGAACGAGCCUGAGGCCGACGGACACAGAGGCGUCAUCAUCAACACGGCCAGCGUUGCAGCUUUUGAUGGACAGGUUGGGCAAGCAGCAUAUUCUGCGUCUAAAGGAGGGAUCGUUGGAAUGACCCUCCCCAUCGCUCGAGAUCUGGCCCCCAUGGGGAUCAGAGUCGUCACAAUCGCACCUGGGCUGUUUUCCACUCCUCUUCUUGCCAGUCUUCCGGAGAAGGUGCGCUCCUUCCUGGCCCGCCAGGUGCCGUUCCCCUCGCGCCUGGGAGACCCCGGAGAGUUCGCCCACCUGGUGACGUCCAUCGCUGAGAACCCCAUGAUCAACGGGGAGGUCAUCCGGCUGGACGGAGCCAUCCGCAUGCAGCCCUGAGUCCUGCUGUGUACGUGUGUGUGUGUGUGUGUGUGUGUGUGUGUGUGUGUGUGUAUUCAUUAUCUCCUCUUAGUACCACUUACUUUUCUUGUAUUUUGUUGCCUUUAUUAACACGAGUGAAUGAUCACCAGGUACUACUGAAGCCAUUGUGACUAAAUGCCAUGUAGAUGCCUGUCUUCUAGAAGGAUUGGAAUGUCAAUGAUAUUCAAUAAAAUUGAAACGUUUAAUGUAUGAAA
This is a messenger RNA of Cololabis saira (Pacific saury), 1083 nucleotides long. It is a transcript of the gene hsd17b10, whose product is annotated as hydroxysteroid (17-beta) dehydrogenase 10. Gene Ontology annotation, cellular component: mitochondrion. Gene Ontology annotation, molecular function: estradiol 17-beta-dehydrogenase [NAD(P)+] activity. The coding region runs from base 65 to 847 and encodes 260 amino acids. The record is from RefSeq and is a predicted model, not a curated record. Lineage: Eukaryota; Metazoa; Chordata; Actinopteri; Beloniformes; Belonidae. The transcript is spliced from 6 exons. Gene Ontology annotation, biological process: estrogen metabolic process; fatty acid metabolic process; androgen metabolic process.